AUGAUAAUCGUAUCCUUCUCGUCUUCUGACACAACAUCUUCAGAAGCACCAUAUUCUGCCACAUCUCCCAUACUUACGUCUACUGGCCAGCCAACGUCGUCAUCUUCGAUAUCUACAAUUUCCUGUGGCUCCCCAGACAAAAGCGAUGAAAUUGUAGAUGUCACUUUCAGUCCGAAUCGGACAUUUUUCUUCAACGCUCCAUUUGACAUAAACUACAUGACGUUCUUUAAAGUUCGCCAUCCUGAAUACCGGCGAAUCGCUUAUCGAGUCAGCUUGGAAAAAUCCGAAAAAUCGACGAUUGUGUUACCAGAAUCAAAUGGUAUGAUGGAAGAAAAGGAUUGGGAUGGAAAUGUGAAAAUUGGAUACACAGAAUUUGAGUUUGAUAAAUUGAACUUCAAAAAUGAUUCCAUCACAAUCGAAUGGGUGAAUAUUCCAAAAGAAGCUCAACGAGAAGCUGGUUUCGAAUGUUUUGCAGUUUGGUUUGGAGAAGAAGUUACACCGAAAAAUCAUACUCUCAAAGUUCAAUAUAAUUCAUGA
Messenger RNA from Caenorhabditis briggsae, 537 nucleotides. NCBI's taxonomy places the organism in Eukaryota, Metazoa, Nematoda, Chromadorea, Rhabditida, Rhabditidae. The transcript has 2 exons. Bases 1 to 537 code for a protein of 178 amino acids. The record is from RefSeq and is a predicted model, not a curated record.